AUGACAAUUUUGGUUCUUCACGAGUUGGUAAGGUGUCUGAUCUUCGCCACAACCUUCACCGCCACGUUGGCUACUUUCGGAAAAGAACAUGUGCAUAUAAGGAUUCACGUACCCGAGAUAGUCCAGCACGAAGAAAAGAAAAUCAUCAAAUACGAAGAUCAUGGGGGACAUGAUCACGGAGGAGUUACUUCACCUGGAGGAGGAGGAGGAGGAGGUCACGGGGGUGGUUUUGGAGGCGGACACGGGGGAGGAGGUGGGUUCGGCGGUGGUUUCGGUGGACACGGAGGAGGUGGAUUUGGAGGUGGUUUCGGUGGACACGGAGGCGGUGGACACGGAGGAGGUGGUGGAGAUCACGCGAUAAUAAUCACUUCACCUGGAGGAGGAGGAGGAGGAGGAGGUCACGGGGGUGGUUUUGGAGGCGGACACGGCGGAGGUUUUGGGGGUGGUGGCCAUGGAGGUGGUGGAGGAUACGGAGGUGGAGGUGGAGGUGGUUUCGACGACCACCACGGUGGAGGCGGUUUUGGAGGCGGUGGUGGUUUCGACGACCAUCAUGGUGGUGGAGGUUUCGGAGGAGGAGGAGGUGGUGGUGGUAGUUUCGAUGACCAUCACGGUGGCGGAGGAUUCGGAGGAGGAGGUGGAUAUGGGGGUGGCGGUGGUUUCGACGACCAUCACGGCGGUGGAGGUUUCGGAGGAGGCGGUGGUGGUGGUUUUGGCGAUCAUCACGGCGGGGGAGGCUUUGGAGGAGGCGGUGGUGGUGGUUUCGACGACCAUCACGGUGGUGGAGGCUUCGGAGGAGGCGGGGGUGGUGGUUUCGACGACCAUCACGGUGGGGGAGGCUUUGGAGGAGGAGGCGGCGGUGGUUUUGGUGAUCACCACGGUGGAGGAGGCUAUGGAGGAGGAGGAGGAGGAGGAGGUGGUGGUUUUGGUGACCAUCAUGGUGGAGGAGGAGGUGGAUAUGGAGGUGGUGGCGGCGGUGGAUUUGAUCACCAUUCCAUCAGUAAUAGUAUAUCUUCUGGCUUUGGUAGCAGUGGCCAUGGAGGAGGAGGAGGGGGAGGAGGUGGAUACAGUUCUGGCGGUGGCUACGACUCGUAUUCAAGUGGAGGCGGCGGUCUCGGCGGCGGUCAUGGUGGCGGUCAUGGUGGCGGUCACGGUGGUGGUUUCUCAGGAUACCACAAGAAAAAGUAA
Osmia bicornis bicornis is the source of this 1185-nucleotide messenger RNA. RefSeq names its product glycine-rich cell wall structural protein-like. The transcript is spliced from 6 exons. The coding region runs from base 1 to 1185 and encodes 394 amino acids. The record is from RefSeq and is a predicted model, not a curated record. Lineage: Eukaryota; Metazoa; Arthropoda; Insecta; Hymenoptera; Megachilidae.